This is a messenger RNA of Penicillium soppii, 1011 nucleotides long. RefSeq lists its product as uncharacterized. The coding region runs from base 1 to 1011 and encodes 336 amino acids. Gene Ontology annotation, molecular function: metallopeptidase activity; protein binding; deNEDDylase activity. Gene Ontology annotation, cellular component: COP9 signalosome; cytoplasm. NCBI's taxonomy places the organism in Eukaryota, Fungi, Ascomycota, Eurotiomycetes, Eurotiales, Aspergillaceae. The transcript has 2 exons. Gene Ontology annotation, biological process: protein deneddylation. The record is from RefSeq and is a predicted model, not a curated record.
AUGCAGGCUGCACAGCAGUCCUGGGAGCUCGAGAAUGCGAUAAGUAUAUUCGACCCGCAACGAGAUGCUCUCUACGCAUAUAAUGCAGACACGGAAAAAACACUUAAUGCGGAGCGGCCUUGGGCCUCCGAUCCAUACUAUUUCAAGCACGUUCGAAUCUCUGCUACAGCAUUAUUGAAAAUGGUGAUGCACGCUCGUUCCGGUGGCUCGCUUGAGAUCAUGGGUCUCAUGCAAGGCUACAUCCUCCCGAAUACCUUUGUGGUGACCGAUGCUUUCCGGCUACCAGUCGAGGGCACCGAAACCCGAGUGAAUGCGCAGGACGAAGCAAACGAGUACAUGGUAUCAUAUCUACAAUCUUGUCGGGACUCAGGGCGAAUGGAGAACGCUGUCGGGUGGUAUCACAGUCAUCCUGGAUACGGAUGCUGGCUCUCUGGCAUUGAUGUCGCUACUCAGCAAACACAACAAAUGACCGGGCCCUUCGUCGCUGUCGUUAUCGACCCGGACCGUACAAUUUCAGCCGGUCGUGUUGAGAUUGGCGCCUUCCGCACAUUCCCCUCCAAUUUCACUCCGCCAAAGGAGGCUCAUGAGGAUGACGAAUAUCAGACUAUCCCGCUUGGCAAGGCUGAGGAUUUCGGUGCACAUGCCAACCAGUACUACUCUCUUGACGUCAGUCAUUUCAAAAGCACUCUUGAUGCCGAGCUAUUAUCCUUACUAUGGAACAAAUACUGGGUAGCGACUCUCAGCCAGAGUCCGCUUUUUACUUCUCGUGACUUUGGCAACAAACAAAUCGUGGAUCUCAGCCAAAAGGUGCGCAAGGCCACACGUAACUUAGAGAACCCUGGUCCUCGUGGCCCCGUUACCAGUGUCACUAAUGCCAAAGAUCAUCAACUUGAGAAGGUCGUCCGUGGCGGUCAGCGGAUUGUCUCAGAGGAAGUAAAAGGUCUUUUGGCAUCCGAAACCAAGAUGAAGUUAUUUCACGGUAUCGGAAACGAGCCCCCGGUGAAGGAGUGA